ACUCAUACACUUCCACUCAGUACACUCGAAUCAUGUAUUCUGCUAUCGGCCUUUUUGUUGCAUUGUGCGCCCUUUCCCAGGUCAAUUCGGUUGCAAUUGGCCAGAAUUUUGAUUAUCUGACAAAGAUCGUCUCAAAGGUGUCUUCCUUAGAUGUUGGGCCUAACGGAACCUGGACGGUUCCCGUGGUUGGGGAAACCGAAAAAUUUCUCGCUCGUUAUCCUGGAGGAAAGCGGCCUUCUCUGGAAACCAACUCAGGAGAUUUGAUUUAUAGCACCAGGCAACCCGAUGACAUGCUCCUGAUCAGAGACAUUUUUGUUCCGGACACAGUUGAUGAAUCCAGACGAGACCUUUUCUGGAAUGCGGUUAUUCCCGGCGGAAAAAUCACCCAAGUGAGAGCCUUGAAUUUUGGCGAUGAAAAAGCCUUUGCCACCAAUAUUGAAGUGAACAAAGGCAGCGUUCGCCUCUACUUCACGAUACAACCGCAAGCAGACCCACGAGUUAUCUUCGAAGUGUAUGGAUUUGCUAAAGACCAAUGAUUGACUAUUGGCAAAUUGAAAUAAAGCCAUAUUUUUGAAGCUC
This is a messenger RNA of Dendroctonus ponderosae (mountain pine beetle), 579 nucleotides long. RefSeq lists its product as uncharacterized. The transcript has 2 exons. NCBI's taxonomy places the organism in Eukaryota, Metazoa, Arthropoda, Insecta, Coleoptera, Curculionidae. The record is from RefSeq and is a predicted model, not a curated record. The coding region runs from base 33 to 536 and encodes 167 amino acids.